Molecule: messenger RNA, 2283 nt
Organism: Moesziomyces antarcticus
Lineage: Eukaryota; Fungi; Basidiomycota; Ustilaginomycetes; Ustilaginales; Ustilaginaceae
Product: ATP-binding cassette, subfamily D, member 2
Exons: 1
Coding region: 1-2283 (760 amino acids)
Biological process (GO): peroxisome organization; fatty acid beta-oxidation; long-chain fatty acid import into peroxisome
Cellular component (GO): peroxisomal membrane
Molecular function (GO): ABC-type transporter activity; ATP hydrolysis activity; ATP binding
Source: RefSeq, a predicted model, not a curated record
AUGCACGUCCAGUCUCGGCUCCGGCCGAUGAUGGACGAACUCAAGAUGAAGGGCAUGACAUACGGCAUCAACUUCUUCAUGGCCUACCGUCGCAACCAUGCCACCAUCCAGCGCGUCCUUCGAGUCUCCUACAUCCUCUUCAUCCUCCACAACCUCACCCGCACCCUCCGUGCAGGUUCGAAAAAGAAGCCCAAGAAGGCCGCACCACCAGCCGGAGAGAACGAAAAGGCUGGCGCAGUUGCGAGUGCACAGCCAGCUGCCGACGUCGACGACUCUUCAGCAAGGGGCCGAGGUGGACGCCGUGGCAAGAAGAGCCGCGGUCCUCGUGUCGAGGUCGAUGCCGUCUUCUUCGAGCGCCUAAAGCGCAUCCUCCGCAUCGUCGUCCCCGGCUGGCGCUCCAAGGAGGCUGGCCUCCUCAUGCUCCACACCCUCUUCCUCGUUCUGCGAACCAUGCUCUCGCUCUACGUCGCAGAUCUCGACGGCCGCAUCGUUUCCGCCCUCGUCCGAUCCCAGACCCGCCAGUUCAUCACCGGCAUCCUCUGGUGGAUGGCCGUCGCCGUACCUGCCACCUACACCAACUCCAUGAUCGAGUUUCUCCAGUCCAAGCUCGCCCUUUCGUACCGCAGCCGCCUCACAAAGCGCGUGCACGACGCCUACCUCACCGACAUGACCUUCUACAAGCUCGGCAACCUCGACGAUCGCAUCAAGAACGCGGAUCAGCUCAUCACCGUCGACGUGGCAAAGUUCAGCAAGUCGCUCGCCGAGAUCUACAGCAACUUUGCCAAACCCAUCCUGGACGUCUGCCUGUACAACUACCAGCUCAUGGGCCGCGUCGGAGCCGAGGCGCUCAUCGGCAUCAACAUCCUCGUCUCGGGCUCGGCCACGCUGCUGCGCAAGCUCACGCCGCCCUUCGGCCAGUACGCCGCCACGGAGCAGCAGCUCGAGGGCGAGUUCCGCUUCAACCACUCGCGCCUCAUCGAGAAUGCCGAAGAGAUCGCCCUCUUCCGCGGCCAGGCGGCCGAGCAGAACGUCAUCGAGCGCGCCUACUUUUCGCUCAUCAAGCACGUCAAUCGCGUCUACCGCAUCCGCAUCAUCCACGGCAUGACCGAGGAAGGCAUCAUCAAGUGGCUCUGGGGCGCUCUCGGCCUGUGCAUCUGCGCCGUGCCCGUGUUUGUGCGUCUGCCGGGCGGCGGCAAGGGCUUGGAUCUCGGAUCUCGCACCGAAUCCUUUGUCACCAACCGUCGUCUCUUGCUCUCUUCCUCCGACGCCUUUGGCCGAGUCAUGUACUCGUACAAGGAGAUCUCGGAGCUCGCAGGCUACACCGCGCGAGUCUCGGAGCUCCUCGACACCAUGGACGCCAUUAAGGCUGGCAAGUUCGAGAAGAAGCUCGUCUCAUCCGCUUCGAUCGAGGAGAACGCGCUGGUUCUGCAGGGACGCGGCGCCAUCCAGGAGGACACCUCGCGCACGGCCGGCGUCGAAUUCCGCGACGUGCCCAUCGUCAGCCCCAACGGCGACAUCCUCGUGCCCAAGCUGAGCUUCCACGUGCAGCCGGGCCAGCACCUGCUCAUCAUCGGCCCCAACGGAUGCGGCAAGAGCUCCCUCUUCCGCAUCCUCGGUGGUCUGUGGCCCGUGUACGGCGGCACGGUCAAGAAGCCACCCACGUCCGAGUUCACCUACAUCCCGCAGCGUCCCUACCUCUCGCUCGGCACGCUCCGAGACCAGAUCAUCUACCCACACACGGCGCAAGAGAUGCGUGCGCGCGGCAAGACCGACGAGGACCUGCUGGACAUUCUGCGUGUGCUGCAGAUUGAGCACAUUGUCGCACGCGAGGGCGGCUGGGACGUGCAGCGCGAGUGGCGCGACGCUCUGUCGGGCGGCGACAAGCAGCGCAUCGCCAUGGCGCGCCUCUUCUACCACAAGCCCAAGUACGCCAUCCUCGACGAGUGCACCUCGGCCGUCACGCUCGAGAUCGAGAAGAUCAUGUACGACCACGCCACCGAGCUCGGCAUCACCAUGCUCACCGUCUCGCACAGGCCGUCGCUGUGGAAGUACCACAGCUACGUGCUCCAGUACGACGGCCAGGGCGGCUACGUUUUCACCAAGCUCGACGCAGAGAAGAGGCUAGCGCUGCAGGAGGAGAAGCAGGCGCUCGAACAGAAGCUGCUCCAGGUAGCCAGAUGGCAGGAGAGGCUCGAUGCGCUCAAGGAGGCGAGGCGAGAGCGCACCCACUCGCGCGUCGGCUCGCCCGUGCAGGAGAAGUUCGCUCCUCUCGCGGCCGCCUGA